Hordeum vulgare subsp. vulgare (domesticated barley) is the source of this 2742-nucleotide messenger RNA. RefSeq names its product RINT1-like protein MAG2. Bases 140 to 2512 code for a protein of 790 amino acids. NCBI's taxonomy places the organism in Eukaryota, Viridiplantae, Streptophyta, Magnoliopsida, Poales, Poaceae. Gene Ontology annotation, cellular component: Dsl1/NZR complex. The transcript is spliced from 4 exons. Gene Ontology annotation, biological process: retrograde vesicle-mediated transport, Golgi to endoplasmic reticulum; regulation of ER to Golgi vesicle-mediated transport; endoplasmic reticulum to Golgi vesicle-mediated transport. The record is from RefSeq and is a predicted model, not a curated record.
UUCUCCGGCCUGGAAGAGAAAAAGGGGCUGUGGAGUAUUACCACUCUGUCUGCCUUCGCCGGUCGUCUUCCUCCCCGCUCCCCCCCAUCUCCACUCCUCCCCGCGAUCCAAACCCUAAGCCGUGGGAUCCGUUCGCGCCAUGGAAGCGGCGGCUCCGUCGCCGCUGCUCCAUAGACCCCCGAACAUCACCCCUGAGCUCCGGCGCUUCCUCGACGUCCGCUUUCGCUCCCCGACCGACCUCGCGGCGGCCGCCGACGUCGAGGCCGAGAUCCGCGGGCGCUGCGCGGAGCUCGAGUCCUCGGUCGCCGAACUGUCUGCACGCCUCGCGGAUGCGGCCGCCGGGUACUCCUCUUCCCUCGAGGCCGCUGGCUCCGCCCUCCGCAGCGUGCGCGGUGGCGUCACCGCCCUCAAGGCCUCCACCGACAAGACGGGGGUUAGAGAAGAUGUGGAGGCUGGGAGCGAGAAGAUGCUGUUCGAACAACUCCCUCCCCUGGCCACCGACGUGGCGAGAGUGGACAUGGUUAGAGAUUACGCUGAAACGGCUCUAAAACUCGACGGUUUGAUCGGUGAUGUAGAAGAUGCUGUUUCCUCUUCUGUGACUGCAAAACUUAAAUCUCGUGGAGAAAAUUCAGAGAAAACCCACCAUGUUGCUAUUGGAUAUCUUAAAAAGAUAGAAGACCUUUUAGCUUCAGUUACAAGGACCAGACCACAAUGGACUCGCCUUAUAUCUGCAGUGGAUCACAGAGUGGACAGAUCUUUAGCUUUACUAAGACCACAAGCUAUUGUUGAUCAUCGUGCUCUUCUGUCAUCCCUUGGCUGGCCUCCUUCCCUGUCUGGAACAAAAAUUUCAGAUAGUAAUUCUGGGAAACCGGCAGAGACUGUGAACCCAUUAUUUUCAAUGAAGGGUGACCUGACGAGGAAGUAUUCUGAAAGCUUUCUUUCGCUAUGUAAUCUACAAGAAUUGCAGAAACGCAGAAAAGCUAGGCAACUACAUGGUCAUAAUGUGGGAAAUCAACCACGUCAACCAUUAUGGGUGAUAGAGGAGUUGGUAAAUCCAUUGUCUGCCGCUGCACAACACCAUUUCUCCAAAUGGGUUGAGAAUCCUGAGUUUGUUUUCGCUCUUGCUUAUAAGAUAACAAGAGAUUUUGUAGAUUCCAUGGAUGAGAUACUGCAGCCCCUUGUAGAUAAGGCCAAUCUUGUAGGGUAUAGUUGCAGAGAGGAGUGGAUUUCAGGUAUAGUUAUUGCACUGUCUACAUACUUGGCGAAAGAGAUAUUUCCUAAGCAGAUUGAACUUCUUCAAGAAAGUAGCUCAAGCGAUGCAGGCAGCAUGGCGGCUCAGGCAAGAGUCUUGUGGCUUAACCUUGUUGAUCUGAUGAUAUCUUUUGACAAGCGAACUCAGGAUUUGAUCUCCGGUACAGGGCUGCUACUUUCAGUAAAGGAUGAUGACAAUUGGCAGAGGAUCUCAGUGCUCUCUGUCUUCUGUGAUCGUCCAGACUGGCUUGAAAUAUGGGCAGAGAUUGAGAGACGGGAGGUUUUUGCUAGCCUGAAAUCAGCAAUGGAGAACGAAAAUAAUUGGAGCAAGAGGAUUGAAGGAGCGAUGCUUGAGUAUGGAUCAGAUGACUGCAAAUCUCCAGCAAUAACCGGUGUUGUUAAACAUGGCCUGUCUUUGAUAGUUGAUCGUGCGAGGCCUAUUCCUAGCAUUGCCCUUAGGGCAGAAUUCAUUAGGAUUUCUGCUUCACCCAUAAUAUCUGAAUUUCUUGGUUGCAUGUUUCGGAGGUGCCAAGAGGCAGAGGGGCUAACUGCUCUGGCAGAUGAUAAUGCUUUGAUCAAAGUAUCACAGUCCAUUAAUGCAGCUCGAUACGUGGAAUCCACAUUGGCGCAAUGGUGUGAAGAUGUGUUCUUUCUUGAAAUGGAAAAUCUAUCUGUAGUUGGAGAAGAAGGGGGCAGCGUAUUCCAGCAAGAGAUAAAUCAACUGAAAGAGUUCAGAUCAGAAUGGGUCGAUAAGAUUUCCACCGUCAUCCUUAGGGCUUUUGAUGCUCGAUCCCGGGACUACCUGAAAAACAAGAGGCAGUGGCAGGAGCACUCAGAAGAACCGGCUAUAUCCAGGGCCAUUCUAGAGUCUUCAGGCUACAUUCAAGGGAGGCUAUCUAAGCUGGAAGACGGCUUAAAUAUGCUGGAUUUUGUGACAGUAUGGAGAGCUGUGGCAACCGGAGUAGACCAGCUGCUUUUCACGGGGAUUUUCACUGGAAGCCCAAAGUUCAGUAACGGUGGGGUGGAAAGGCUUCAUGCUGAUCUGAGCGUUCUUUUUGCCGUUUUCCAAGCCUGGUGUCUGAGGCCUGAAGGUUUCUUCCCAAGACUGUCCGAGGGGUUGAAAUUGCUGAAGAUUGAUGAGAAGCAACUCAGAGAUGGUCGGAUGGUUACAGAUAAAAAUUGGCUGCGAGAACAUGGUGUUAGGCAUCUGACAGCCGGUGAGGCUGAAAAGAUAAUUAAAAAUAGGGUGUAUGAUGCAUGAUAAAUACAAUAUAUUCGACAUAGUCAGGCUUGAAUGUCAAAAACUAAUUGCCAUACUGGAAUGGACUUUAAUUUUUCUCUUCUUUUUCAAAUUUGCGUCUCCCUUGUUGAUUGGUGUAAUAAUGUUGUAAUAGUGAGUUUUUCCUUUUGGAACAGGAAAACUGUUUGCCUGACAGUGCUUUCUAAGGUUGACCGAGAAAGCAGCCUUUUAUCAAAAAUGUUACUGUACUA